Molecule: messenger RNA, 2454 nt
Organism: Aspergillus calidoustus
Lineage: Eukaryota; Fungi; Ascomycota; Eurotiomycetes; Eurotiales; Aspergillaceae
Source: the annotation of a GenBank genome assembly
CUUGAAUCCCCAAGAAAUGAUGUUGAUUCUUGAUUGAAAAUCUACACUACAUCUAUUCACAUAAUAUCUACGAUAACUCUCCAAGGGCGAAGAAUGAGUGAAUCUGUCUCAGCUGGUGAAGAUGCAUAGUCAGGCUGCGACGCCAGCAGGCACCAGCGUGAGCACCAAAAAUGGCAGCAGAGCCUCAUGGCCCCUCUUCAGCUGAGCGGCGUCUCCGCACGUCCGCAGCUGAGCUGAGUCCCGACUCUGGUCUUCACCUCUCCUUGCCAUCGCUGCUUCUUCUUCUUCUUAAAUACACAUUUUCGGAGCGACAAAGAGGAAACGAGAGGAGCAUUCAAUUCUUCCUUCGUCCUCCCUCUUAAUCACACAUUUCCAACGAACGCAAGGACCAGGCGAGGAGGAAUACAGACGACAGACGACAAACGACAGACACGAUGGAUUUCAGCAACAACAACCUCCUCUACUUUUCGUCUGUCGCGGUCGGCUCUUUUCUCGUCAAAACCCUCGUCGACCAAUAUAGCACUCUCCCAUUCGACUACAUCUACGCCAGCAUCGAGGUCUACUCCUACGAUGAGGCAUACAACUACCUCAUGUACUGGCUGAUGAAGCAGCGCUUCGAUCGCAACAAACACCGACUCAUUGCGAGUACGAGUCUGACUUCUGGUCUCGAUUGGUGGGCCCGCGAUGACGAGAACGACGUUGACCUUGAUGAUGAGGAUGGUGAUGAGGGGGAAUUGGCAGCACUAGCCGCGGAGUGCACCGACGCAGUCACGAAUACGCGGCCUUUGCUAUGGACACCAUCGUCUGGCACCCAUUACUUCAAAUAUAAAGGGCGGUGGCUGGCGUUGACGAGAGAAGUCGAGGAGCGCGGGGCGCAGUGGAUGACACGCACGGAAAAACUGCGUGUAUCGUGCCUCGGCUGGGACACUUCGAUUUUGAAACAGCUCAUGGCCGAGGCUCGUCUAACCUUUUCGCAAAAGGAAAACGGGAAGACAGUCAUCUAUCGGGGUACCAUGGGCCCGUACGGCGACGAGUGGGUGUGGACGCGGACGACUUCCCGACCGGCGAGGCCUUUGUCGACAGUUUACCUCGACGAGUCGCACAAGCGAAACUUUUUGGCUGACGUCCAGCGAUACCUUCUCCCGUCAACCAGGAAAUGGUACAGCGACCGGGGUAUCCCCUAUCGCCGCGGUUAUAUGUUCCAUGGGCCGCCCGGCACUGGAAAGUCGAGUCUGGCCUUUGCAGCAGCUGGCUAUCUACGACUGAAUGUGUACAUUCUCAGUCUCGGGUCUCGCCGCCUAACGGAGGACGGCUGCGUCCAGAUGUUCCAGAAGCUACCCCGGAAAUGCCUCGUGUUGCUCGAGGACGUGGACUCGUACGACAUCGCCAGUAAACGCAAAAGCAGCAAGGAGGAGGACAAAGAGUCCAACAAGGACGAUAUCGAAACGAAGAAUGAGAUGACUCUGUCGGCGCUGUUGAAUCUUCUCGAUGGAGUUGCCGCGCAGGAAGGCCGCGUGCUCAUCAUGACCACGAACCAUCUGGAGCUUCUGGAUCCGGCGCUCGUCCGACCCGGCCGCGUCGAUUACAAGAUCCUAUUCAAGCUUGCCGAUCGUGAUCUGACCAAGAAGAUGUUCUGCAAUUUCUUCAGCGACGCCCCGACGGAGCUGCGGGGGCUACAGGACGAGAAGGGGCUGGGAGGGGAGGAUCCUCAUCUUCAAGAAUUGAGCGACGCUUUCGCGGAUAAGAUUCCCGACAACUCUUUCUCCCCCGCUGAUAUUCAAGGGUAUUUGCUUCAGAACAGCAGCGCUCCUGAAGUCGCUAUUGAUGGUGCGGCCGAAUGGGUAGUGAAGAGGCUGGAAGAAAUCAGAGUUCAGGCUGAAGAGGAAGCUAAAGCGAAGAAAGCUGCGAAGGAAAAGGCGAAGCGAGAUGCCGAGAAGAAAGCGAAAGAGGAUGCGAAGGGCGAUGCAAAGGACGAAGAGAAGAGCGAUGAGAAGAGCGAUGCGGACGGCGAUACCAAGGGAGAUGCGGACAAGCAGUCUUCAGAUGACGAGAAGCGAGAGGAGAAAGGAGAGGAGGAGAAGGGAGAGGAGAAGGCAGAAGACAACAAACCCAACGGGGAAACUACCAAAACGGAAGCCACCUAGGUACAAAGUAAAGAGAUUGCAUUGCCGAUAAUAGUCCACAUAGAGAAGGACACGACGACACAUGACGACAGCUCCAUCCCACCUCCAUUCCUAGAUGUUAUACUACUGUCGAUUUCAUAUUCUGAUUUUUUCCCAGUGUAGCUUGGAGUCUUCAAGUAAUGGAGCCUACGGCGUACAUGUCCACGAAUCCACAAUGCUCAGGGCUUGAUUCCCCGUCGCAUUUCAGGCUGUGUUUAGAAUGCGUGCUCAAUGAGCGGAAAAUACAUACACCCAAGACUCGGGGAGUGCUUUGAGUAGGAAAUGAACCUCG